Molecule: messenger RNA, 1386 nt
Organism: Sphenostylis stenocarpa
Lineage: Eukaryota; Viridiplantae; Streptophyta; Magnoliopsida; Fabales; Fabaceae
Source: the annotation of a GenBank genome assembly
AUGGCUGAACAAGCAUCACCAGCUCCUUUCAAAGUUAUCCAAGUUUGUUCAGUGGCACCACUUCAUGAGCCAACCAUUUCCACCAUUGUUCCAACCUCUCUUCCACUAACCUUCUUUGACCUCUUAUGGCUGCGCCUUACACCCGUAAAAUGUCUCUACUUCUAUCCCUUCCCCCACCCAAUCUCUUCAUUCCAUCACUCUCUUCUUCCCUCUCUCAAACACUCUCUUUCCCUCACUCUCCAACACUUUCUUCCUUUUGCUGGCACCCUCACAUGGCCCUGUCACUCUCCCAAACCUAUCAUCAACUAUUUACCUGGCGACACUGUUUCCUUCGUUGUUGCUGAAUCCAACAAAAACUUCAACCAUCUUAGCUCCCAGCUCUGUGAAGCAUCACAACGACACGGUUUGGCCCCCGACUUGGCCAUUUCCAAUGAUAAAGCAUCUCUGUUGGCAAUUCAAGUCACUGUGUUCCCAAACGCUGGCUUUUGCAUUGGAAUAAACGCACACCAUGCAGCUUUUGACGGAAAAUCUGCAACCAUGUUCAUGAAAUCAUGGGCCUCGAUAUGCUCUAAACUUAAAAACCCUAAUACAUCUACACCAACACCAUCCUUACCUCAUCAUCUUACUCCUUUCUGUGACAGAUCAUUGAUAAGAGAACCUACUGGAAUUGCUGAAGUGUAUGUUGACACGUGGAUGAAUCAUAAUGGUUCGACUAACCGAAGUCUCAAGCCGUGGGAGGUUGUUACUACAAAGCUAAGUGAUGGACUCAAAGGUUUGUUUGAAUUGACCCCCUCACAGAUUCUAAAGCUCAAACAACAUGCAAACUCUAAGGUGAAAAUGAAUGUUCAUCCGUCAACAUUUUCUGUUACGUGUGCUUAUGUGUUGGCGUGUUUGGUCAAAGUGAGACAAGUGAAGGAAGAUACCGUGGGUUUCAUAUUUUAUAUUGACUGUAGAUCACGCUUGGACCCUCCAAUUCCCGCCACGUAUUUUGGAAACUGCGUUGCAAAACAAAUGGUUGUGGCUUUGACUAAGGAGUUGGUUGGAAAUGAUGGAUUCAUUUGUGCUGUGGAGGGGAUAAGUGAGGCUCUGAAUAGAGUGAAGGAUGAAGGAGUGUUGAAUGGAGCAGAAAGAUGGGUUUCGGAUAUGAAUGAAUUUUUGGAGGGUAGAAUAUCUGUUGUUGGAUCUCCUAGGUUUGAGGUUUACAGUAUUGAUUUUGGGUGUGGAAGGCCAAAGAAGGUGGAUAUCAGUUCAAUAGACGGAGAAGAAGCAUUUUCUCUUAAUGAAAGUAGAGAUAUCCAUGGAGGAGUUGAGAUUGGAUUGACGUUAAGUAAAGCUGAGAUGGAAGAAUUUACUACCCUUUUUAUUCAAGGACUUGAUUCUCUUUAG